AGGAGCGGCCACACUUGCGUUCGCGGAAGCCCGAGGCAGAACAAAAGGGAAAUCCGGCGGUCGGCUCAUUUUCAGAAUCCCACCUUUCCUUUUCCCCCCGGAUUUGCGGGCGGUGAUUAGCGGCCCGCAGCCUCCAGCCGCGGAACGUAAGCCUCAGCCUUGACUCUAGCCCAGCAUCUCCCUCAGUCUCCUGACCCCCGAGGGACUGAAGUGAGGCAAGUGUCCCAAGGUUCUCCAAGAGCCGGGUUCCAGGAUGCAACCCCAAGUCCCAGGCUCGGCUUUGGCAAGAUUUCGCUCGCAGCGAAGCAGCUCCGGGUUGCAGGGCUAAUCUUGCAGCUUUCGCCCUUCCCCCCCCUGCAAACUUUGGGCUCUUGUGACGGAAGCAGGAACUUACUAACCGCAGAAUCCUUCCCGAGCAAUUGCGUAGGAUACAGAUCCCUCUUUUCCACCCCCACCCCCUCUGCCUCUGCAGGCAGUCUUCCGCGGGGAACGGUCUUUGGGACUUAGCCACCCUUCUCAGUGAUCCUGGGUAUUCCUGCAACUAAGUUCUUCCUGCUUCAGGCUGCGGGUAGCAUCAGGCUUUCCCCGGAAUCCUUGGGCAAAGAGCUACAGAGUUUGAGAGAAUUCCAUUGUCUGAACAUUGCUUCUGAGGCAAUAAGAAAAACAGAGAACUCAUCAUUUUUGAAUUCUAAAAGCUGAACCUUAUUUAAAAUUAUAAAUGUCCUUCAGAGUAAAAUUGGGCCUGACUUAUGCUUUUGUAAUGAUUUGUGCUUUGAUGCCAGUACAAUCGAUAAGUCUAAGUUGCCCUACCGAGAGCCUAGAAGACGUCAUGAUUGACAUCCAGUCAUCUCUUGCUAAUGGAAUCAGAGGCAUUGAGCCCAUACAUACAGAAACUCGAGAAGAUUGCAUUAAUUUUGGCUGUUUGACCAAAAAUAUAACAGGGAACAAAGAGUGUAACUUGAUCAUCUUUGAUGGCCGAAAGACAACUAAACAACCAAAUUGCUACUUGUUUUAUUGCCCCAGUAAAGAAGCUUGUCCAUUGAAAUCAUCAAAGGGAAUUAUGACUUAUAGGAUACUGAAAGAUUUUUCUCCUUUGCACAAAGCUGAUUUACCACAUCCAGAUACAACCCCAAACAGUUAUUACUUGACUGAAAAAUCUUCACAAGUAGUCAUGGACCCUGUACAGCUAACAGAUCAAUUGAACUAUACUAAUAUUUCGUCAAAAGAUACAGUUUCUCAGAAGCUCGAAUUGCAAGAUAACUUGUCGAAAGCAGUAAAUAAGAGUGAUGAACUGAAUUCACAACUUUCUGUAUACAAAAAUAAAGACCAUCUUCAAAACUCAGAGCUUUCCUCUAAACAAAAAGUAGCUAAUGUAUUGUCUGAAAAUGUAAUUGCAUUUCUGCCUAAGGAAACUACAUCAUCUCAAUCCAUUGUCCCCACUACUCCAGUACCUGCUGCUUUGCAAUCUACUGUCUCUCCUCCGGUGCUUUCUACAAUUUCCAAUUAUUUAGUUGUUCCUUUAAAAGUAACCACUGAGCCUGAUCCGACAGUAUUCACUACUCCUAAACCUGUUUCUAUUACUACUGCUACUAUUCCACAGCCCUCCACUCCCACAUUUUCUACAGUUAUUACAACAGCUACAAACCAGCUUCCCAUAAUAAGAAAAAUGGCUUCAACCACAAUGCCCAGUAUAACUACAAGCAUGAAAGUCACCCUAGAAACAAAACAAUUUAAAGAAAUCAUCAAUUACUCAAUUUCUAACAAUGAUAAUGUUAUGUACUCUUCAACCUUUCCAUCAUCAAAUAUUAAUUCCUUUGCUGAAAAUAAAAUUAAUUCCCAUGAAAAUAGGAGGCUUGAAUUAAACAACCCCCGGCUUGAUAAUGUUCCAAGAAAUAGAUUCCCUCUUCAGUUUGAAAAGUGGACACUCAUAGGCAUAUUGUUCUGUGGACUGUUGUUUUUAGUAAUAGGUCUCAUACUAUUGGGCAAAAAACUUUCAGAAUCUCUUCAGAGAAAAAAGUAUUCUAGACUAGAUUAUUUGAUCAAUGGAAUUUAUGUUGAUAUUUAAGAAGAAAGGGAAGUGCCUUUGAUUCUUAGUUAAGCAACUAGAAAAUACAAAUUAUUACUUUUCUGUUAGCUUUCAGAAGAUUAUAUUUUAGAGACUAACCCUUGCAAGUACCAUUAAAAGGAAAGGGACAGAUACUGGACCACUAAUUGACUCCCAAAAUUUGACUAAAUUAAUGAAUAUACAAAAGAACUACUAAAAUAUCAUAGAACAAUUAGUAAAUUGAAAAAAACCUAAAUUAUAGUAGAAAAACUGUUGUGACUUUGGGAUCCUAAUUAAAUGAUAUUUCUGAUUUCUGAUAAGAUCAACUUUGUCAUGAAAAUUCUUUGAAUAUAAUUAUAUUUUUUUGUAUUAGUUUUUAAACAUCAUGUAAAAAUUUGAACAUUAUACCACUUACAUUUGUUUUUAUUUAGGAAUUGAAUAAGUAUGUUGACCCUGAUAAGUAUAUCAUCAUAGUUUUAUAAUUAUUCCUAUUAGGCAAGUUAUUGAUUGAUUAAAAUUUGUAUUAUGUUUUAAUUACAAAUAUACCUAAUUGUACUUUGUGAUAUAUUCUUAAGUGGUUAGUUUGUAGGUUAGCUCAGCUUCAUUCCUUGCCCAAAGAGCUUUUGGGGCCAUUUUAACUUUUGGUAGCCAAUGGGCUACAUAAAUUACUUCUAACUUAUUUAAAUGUAUUGUUUCAUUGGGGAAAUAAAAGGUUUUCCAUAUUUGUAUAUGAUCUGAAAUAACACUCAUUCACUUUGAUGUUUAUGAAUUUUUAAUGUAAACUUCACUAGUUGUCAUAAAAUAAUAGAUUUAAAUCUGAAAGUGACUUUAUAAAAUUAAUCCAAACCCCUAAAUUUAUAAGUGAGAACAUAGUAGGCCUAGAAAAGUUAACUGAAUUGUCCAAAGUAAUAUAUCCAAUCAGUGGUAGAGUUGGAAUUCAAACAGAGAUCUGACUCCAACUCCAUUUCUCUUUCAGCUAGACAAUGGGGUCUCUCAAUUUAAACUUGUGGAAAACUGUCUGUCAACAGUUAAUUGUGUGACGUUGGAGAUGUGACUUCAUUUGUCUGGGUCUCAUUUGUAGGCUAAAGCAGUUGGCCUAUACUAGAGAUUUCCAAUCCAAGAUGGGUGAUCUUAAAUUCACAUCAUUUAGCUCUGUAUUCAAAGAAAAUUUGAUCAACAAAUCCUUGCUUAGAAAAGAUGGAAAGACUUAAAAUCCAUUAUUGAAAUAAACUUGAAGCAAAUAUGCAAUUUAAAUUUGAGACUGUCAGAGUAGACAAACUUUCAAAUUCCUUUCUAGCUCUUCUACAUUAGAAAUAAUAUUCAGGGCUUAAAAACUGAUUCUAAUUUUGUUGUCUGGUUUUGAUUCUUAAGGAUACAAUAGUGUGUAUAUUGUGAUUUAUAUAAAAUGCUUUAUCAAGAAAAUUUUGCCAUGUAUUUUAGCUAAUUGUCUUGCUUAUUUUUAAAAAAUCUGUAAAUACAUUUUUAAACUUUCAACUAUGAACACUAGAGGACAGUAGUAUAAUAAGUAUAAUUAAGAGCACAAGAAGGAAAUCACUCAAAUUAAAUCUUUUCUUUUUUUUUUCUCUAUAUAAAGCUCACAGAGCCUAUUAGAAGGGAAAGCUUGUUUAUACAGCUAGGACCCAAUUAGUGUGAAUAAUGAAUCCCAUGAAGUGGUCACAUUAUUUACCUUCAUGCUGUAUUUCAAACAAAGUUUUCAGAUUAUUUUUCAACUUAAUGGAUUGAUACAAAUAUUUGCUGUUUUUUUGUAAACUUAAAGCAAUUUCAUGAAAUAAAAAGUUGAAUAAGAACCAAGAUGUUAU
Messenger RNA from Sarcophilus harrisii (Tasmanian devil), 3864 nucleotides. It is a transcript of the gene MANSC1, whose product is annotated as MANSC domain containing 1. The record is from RefSeq and is a predicted model, not a curated record. The transcript is spliced from 4 exons. NCBI's taxonomy places the organism in Eukaryota, Metazoa, Chordata, Mammalia, Dasyuromorphia, Dasyuridae. The coding region runs from base 719 to 2065 and encodes 448 amino acids.